AUUGAAUCUCCUCUGUUGAGCCAUUGUUAUCAUCCCUGGCCAUCUGCUGCAGAGGAGUGAUAUUCCAUCUCAUUUGCAUGAUGACUGAUAUAUGGGAGGCUUGGAAGGACAUAUGCCACAGCAAUCAUGUGAUGAAAAUUAAAGUGAAAGUUUUGGGCCCAGAGCCGAAAAAAAAUCUGUGUAUGCGCACGAGGCUGUUGAUGUGCAAAUGUGAGUCAUAUUGAGAAGGUCUGAAUAGGGAGGUGUGACGUAGAGAGGGGACACAAACGCAGGUGCUUAUCUCUAGGCAGUCAAAGAAACUGGAUGUCAUAUCAUGGGAACUACCUUUCAAAGGCAGCUUUAGUAUACAGCGCAGCACACAAGGGAGCAGAAAAGAUAAGUUUUUGGAAACAGAAAAAAGAAUGAAAAACAGAACUGCCUCCUAAAUCUGCAUCGGAAACAUAGAACCCGCUGACUGGAGUAAUCUAACACAUUUUAUUCAAGUGGAAGAAAUGGUGAGAUGGCAGUAGAUGGAGAAGGCACUAAUCUAUGCAUACUCUCAAAAGAAAUUAAAGUGGAAGAAGAUUCUCUAGAACAAGAGCUCAGUGCUUAUAAUUGUACUAUGUCAAAAAAAAGAAAAUUUCAAGAACAGGGUUCAGUUGCUCCAGUCAAUAAAAGAAAAUCACUUUUAAUGAAACCCCAGCACUAUAAUCCUAGUGAAGAACUUGAAGAAGACGGUGAAGAGAAAUCUGAGCUGAUGAGCUUUAAGUUCAUGAAAAAACAAUGUACUACUACAGGUACAAUAAUUAUUCAAUCAUCUGGCAUAUUAACACAUGCAGAAGAGGAAAAUUGUAGUUAUGAAGACAAUAUCAAAGACUCAUCUGUAAUGGGAAGGUCAGAAAAAGACACUGUUUUUCAUGCAGUGAUAGACAGCCCUAUUGGGAGUGUAAUUCAAUCUACAAAAGCCAUUAGAGAUCAUGGAGAAAUAUAUUGUAUCCAGUCCUCCAAACAAAAAGACUCACCAGCGUUCUCUCCUGAUGACAAUAUUGAUAGCCCUGUAAAACCUGAAAAUGGAUGGGAUAGUUCUUCCAGUUAUUCAGAUGAAACUAGUUCAAAAGACAAGAUAUCAGACAGGUCUCUUAACACAAAUAAACAGAAAGUUGAAUUGGAAAUAAGUGAAGGAAAAGCACUGGAAACUGACUCAUUGGUUGGAGUAUCGGAAAAUGAUGAGAUAAGUCAACACCAGAUUCCCGAAAUUGAGGAAGAUGAUAAAUGUAUCUCCAUUAUUACAGAGGAGUCAGUGGAUCUGGAUAAAACAAAAGGGAAUCUGAGCCUGCUGGAACAAGCAAUAACUUUACAGGCAGAGCAAGGUCACAUGUUCCAUAGCACCUACAAAGAACUUGACAUGUUUUUGAUGGAACACCUAGCAAGAGACAGAAGGCAAACUAAAAUAAUAGAUGGAGUUGGGCGGCAAAUAUAUACCAGCAAAAAUUCUCCACGUCUUGAGAAACGCGAGACCAAAUGCCCAAUACCAGGCUGUGAUGGCACAGGCCAUGUUACAGGACUCUACCCACAUCAUCGCAGUCUGUCGGGAUGUCCCCAUAAAGUUCGAGUGCCUUUAGAGAUUUUGGCCAUGCAUGAAAAUGUGCUGAAGUGUCCAACACCAGGAUGUACGGGAAGAGGACAUGUUAACAGUAAUCGCAACACACACAGAAGUCUUUCAGGUUGUCCAAUUGCUGCAGCUGAGAAGCUUUCAAAAACCCAAGACAAACUUUAUUCUAGUAGCAGUGGGUCAAGCCUUGACUCUUUUCACAGAGCAACAUGUGUCAAACAUCUUGAAGUCACCCAAUACAGUUAUGGAAGUGCACCAGUUACCACAACACGAGCAACAAUAAUUAAAGAGCAUGAUAGAUUUGGGAAGGUUCCAUUUGACUAUGCCAGCUUUGAUGCCCAAGUCUUUGGGAAACAUACUAUUGCAACAGUUGUGCACAGCCAAGAGACAAGUAAUGGAGAAGCAAAACAAUUUACAAGUCCAGCGAAAUCUUCCAACCGACUGCCUAGCGCCCACACACAGAGUCCCUGCCAUGCCAGCUCUUACAGCUAUGGUCAGUGUAGUGAAGACACCCACAUAGCAGCAGCUGCUGCCAUCCUCAACCUUUCCACCCGCUGCAGGGAAGCAGCAGCAGAGAUCCUGUCCAACAAACCAUUGGGUCUGUCUGCCAAGGCUGCAGAGAUUGAAGUUGAUGAAAAUGGAACUUUGGACUUGAGUAUGAAGAAGAAUCGACUCCACGACAAGGCCGGUACUUUAGGCUCUUCCAAUCCCAUACUAUCGCCUCCAGCAUCUUCUCCUUUUAAAACUAGUAGCCUUUUGGUCAAUGCUGCCUUCUACAAAGCCCUUUGUGAAAAGGAGGGUUGGGAUACCCCAAUUAACUACAGCAAGGUUCAUGGUAAAGACGGAGAGGACCUUGAGCUGGAUCCUGGGAGCUGCUCAGAAACCACAGAGGAAACCAAAUUUUCUGGAGAUGUCUCAUUGCCGAGCCCGAAAGCCAAGUUUCAUUCCAGAGACAUGAAGAAAGAAUUGAUUACGUUUUUUUUCUGCAGUUGUCCAACUCCAGGGUGUGAUGGCAGUGGUCAUGUAACUGGAAACUAUGCUUCUCAUCGCAGUGUUUCUGGUUGUCCAUUGGCUGACAAGACCUUGAAGUCUCUUAUGGCUGCAAAUUCCCAAGAACUUAAGUGCCCAACCCCAGGCUGUGAUGGAUCUGGACAUGUCACUGGGAAUUAUGCUUCUCACAGAAGUUUGUCAGGAUGUCCUCGGGCCAGAAAAAGUGGUGUCAAAGCAUUCCCAAGUAAAGAAGACAAAGAGGACCCAGAACUUAAAUGUCCUGUUGUAGGCUGUGAUGGCCAAGGCCACAUAUCAGGAAAAUACACAUCUCAUCGAAGUGCUUCUGGCUGUCCUUUGGCUGCUAAAAGGCAAAAAGAGAGUACAUUGAAUGGCUCAUCGUUGUCAUGGAAGCAAAAUAAGCAGGAGCUGCCACAUUGCCCACUUCCAGGCUGCAAUGGACUUGGACAUGUCAAUAAUGUUUUCGUCACGCACAGAAGUUUAUCUGGAUGCCCUUUAAAUGCACAAGCCAUAAAGAAAGGGAAAACCUCAGAUGAACUAAUGAGUGUCAAAAUAAAGACAAGUGCAGCAGGCAUAGAGAAUGGGGAUGAUAUCAGGAAUUUAGAUGAAGAGAUCAAAGAAUUGAAUGAAUCAAAUUUGAAGAUAGAAGCUGACAUGAUGAAACUUCAAACCCAGAUCUCUUCAAUGGAGACAAAUCUGAAAACAAUAGAGGAGGAGAACAAACUUAUAGAGCAGAACAAUGAAAGUCUUUUGAAAGAAUUGGCAGGUCUAAGCCAAGCCCUUAUUUCAAGUCUUGCCGAUAUCCAGCUUCCACAAAUGGAACCAAUCGGUGAACACAACUUUGAAACAUAUGUAAAUACACUCACAGAAAUGUACAGCAAUAUGGAGCGGGAAUAUUCUCCAGAGUGCAAAGCUCUUUUGGAAAAUAUAAAACAAGCCGUGAAGGGAAUCCAUGUAUAGCAUGCAAAAAUAAAAAAUAAAAAAUAUCUGCGGGGCCUAGAAAAGGACACAAAGGAAUAGACUGACUUCAUGUAUAGAUUGCUUUGUGUGUACUAUAGCACAAAAGAAUGUUGCUGAUUGGUGUGCUGUAUUAACAAUGUCAACAUUGCACUACUUACUUCCCCAGCAGUCAUAAAACAAUACAAAAAAUGAAAACAUAAAAAUCUAUAAGACUGUUUAAACUAACAGCAGCACUUAUCGAGUGUAUCUCAAUGUACUUAUUUCAGCUCAUUUUUUCUCGAUUGCACUCUUUCUUUUGUAUAGUGAAUGUAUAAAGGUGUUUGCAACUAUUUUUUAUAAAUUGUAUUUAUUUCAGAUUGAAAGAGGUUUUGUUCAUACCUUUAAACGACGUUUCUUUUGUUAGGCUUACCAUAUUUUUACAAAUAUCUUUUUAUAUGUUAUUUUCUGAGUGGAUUUUAAAUAGAUUUAAUGAAAGGUGAUUCUGUAAAAUAUUAUGAUAAAAAAUUAUCUUGGAAUGAAAAGAAAUGUUACUUUGGCAAUUAAAAAAAGGGGGUUCUUAGUUGUUCUAUUUUUUGUACUAUUGCCCAUUUCCUUUAAUUCUUAUUGUCAACGUACUGUUGCUGCAACAUAAAAUCAGGGAUUAAACAAAUUAUGAGAUAGCCACCCAUAUCAAGUGAUUUUUCUUUUUUAAUUAAAUAACUGUUUUCAUUUGAAGCCGAUGCUAGCAAUAAUAGUAGCAUUUAGUAUUGUUUCUGGCAAUGUAUAUUAUUUAUGUCAUACACUGGAUCUCUUGCUAGCACUUGAAUAAAUCCUAAUUUAUACCUCACAACCUUUAGUGUAUAGAAAAGUAACAUUUAAUUAGAAUGACAUAUGCUUUAGUGAUGUGUUUGCUUAUAUACAGAUAUGAUUUCAAUCUUCUUCCACAUAAGGUGGCAAUCCUAGAAAGUAAAAAAAAAAAUGAAUGGUAUGACAUGAUGUUUUUCUACAAGUUCUCUAUGGUAGUUUAUUUAUUUAUGUUAAUCUAGUUGUGUUUCAUUAAACUGAACCUCCAUAGGUUGUGAGAAAAUCUGAUAUGCCAAGCCCAGGAUUGUGUAUCAUCUUGGUACCAGAUGAACAGUUAAUAUGUUCAUGUGUAAAUACUUAAUAUUCUAGAAACAAGGACAGUUAAAAUGCUUUGAGUGUGUUUUGUGUUUUAUUAUUUUCCACAAGCUAUAAUUUUGCAACUGAUGAUGUUAAAAAACCAGCUAAACUGCCUUGUGUAUGCACAGUUAAUGUGCAUAUGUGCCUCAUUGUAAAUGGUUACAUUCACACUACGUUUUAUUUAUUGUGUAAAACAUGAUACAUUCUCAAUUGGUGCACAUACUUCCCUGUAAUCCUACAGCUAGAACGGUCAUCUAUGAGAGCACAAAUGUUACUCAUGAAUGCUGUAUACGUAGAUUUGGUUAUAUAAAGUAGGUAUAGAUAAACAAUUUCCAAUUGAUAAUUGUGCCAUUUUGUAUACUUUAACAUUAGUGGGUUGUUUAAGAAAAGAAAAAUUAGGUCUGUUUUGUGUCCAGAAAAAGCACCAUUCUUAUUCAAUGGUGUUAUCUGGUAUUGCAGUUAAGUCCUAUUAAAGUUAAUAGCUUUACUCUUAUUCAACAACCUAGUUGACUAGUUAGUCACCUAGUAGACUAUGGUGUAUACAUGGAAGGCCAAGUUCAAAUGCUUAGAGGGCUUUUUAUAAUCAAUGACAUGGGGUUUCUUCAUCAGUUUACAAUAAAUGACUUUCCUAUUAGGAAAUCUGUAAAAGAAGCACUUUGGCUUGUUUAAGCAUUCCGAUAUUCAGACAAGUAUGGAGAAGUUUUUUCUGCUGGGUAGAAGCCUGGUGAGAUGAUCAGACCUGAUGAUCCAAUGAAAGUCCGGUGGCCAACACAGGAACUAUAAACAAUUUAUAUCCUUGACAUAAGAUAGGGCUAAAGACUAUCGAUAGUAUUUAGAGUAUUGGGCAGACUGGAUGGGCCAAAUGGUUCUUAAUGUUCUAUGUUUCUAUGACCUUGUCCGCUAUUGCAGCUCCAUCUCCUUUUUAAGUAGUUUCAACAUUACCCCCAUACAGCAGAGGUGCUACUUCUUGAGAAAAAAGACCUAUUUUUUGGAAAUCUCACACAGCCCCUUUAAAGCGUACCUGUCAGAUCCAACAAAAAAAACAUUUUUUAAAAUAUAUCACUCAGUACCUAAUCCUGACCAUGAACCUCUUUUUAUGUGUCCAGCACUUUUAUUUAUUUUUUAUUACACUUUUAAUUUUGCUCACUAGUCUGAAUUCAUCUCAAAGGGAGGGGGUGUGGUCUCACUGUGCAGAUCUCCGCCCCCUCCCUCAGUAUGCUGUCUGCUCACAUCUCCCCUAGCAUUAGCAAAACUACAACUCCCAGCUUGUCCUCACUGACAGUAGCGGGACACAAGCUGACAGUGGGAUGAUUUUUCCUCCAGCUGUGAGCCCUGUGCUCACAGCUGUCAAUCAAGGAAGUGUGUCCAUGACAUAGGUGAUGAUGCAUGGACACAGCAGGACUAGUAUGGGUCCAAGCAGGCAGAUGGGGAAGUUGUUUGACUGGCUUUUUCAGUAUGAAAUACUGAACAUUUUCUAAUGAAAGCAAUUGCAAAACCUAUUGGUUUUGCAUGAUUUACAACAUAUCAAAUGUUUUCGUAUCUGACAGUGCCCAUUUAAGCCUUCAUAGCAGUUAUUAAUAUUUAGUACAAGUAUAUAAGUCUACAAGCACAUGACUACUGCCAUUGCAUAUAUUGUAUUCCCCUUUCCUAUCAUCCCUUAUUUAUGAUGCUAUCCUUUACCCCUUUGGUUCCAUCAUCCCUUAAAUAACAGAUAAUAGUGGAGGGUGGUUGUUUUUUUCUUCCAUAGUCUGCUAAAUACAACACUCUCCUGUUCUUUCCAUUUUUCUUUAUAACAGCAGAAAGAGAACAGAAUACAUAACCCCAUUUUUGGUUAACUUCAUAGAGAUAUUCACCCUUAAACCCUAGAGUUAAAUAUUAGUAUUAAAAGAUGUAGAAUUGGAGUUUAAUGCUUCAUUACAGCAUUCAUUUGCCAUUUUUUUAUAGCAAUAAUGUAACUUCCUCAGUAAGUCUACUUAGAGGAAACAUUGCAUUUAAUGUAGUAUAAAUAUCCAUAAUAUUUAAACAGAAAAAAAUAUAGAUUCCCAAGUUGUUCUGGCAUGCCCCCUCACAGUGAAUGACAAUAAUGAAAAGGCCAAGUUAGCACAGCCAGGUGAUGGUCCCAUUAAAUUCUAUGGAAACAGAUGGUACAUACUCAUCCUGCUUUGCGGAAAGGAAUGGUGAUUUGGGAAUGAUGGGGGUCAAAUUGAAAUUAUUUAGUUUCAGAUGCUUAGAAAUGCUGAUAUUAGGCAGAUAUUACUUCUGAUCUUUCAGUUGCCAAACUGCCAGCCUAUGCCUAUGCGUACGAUUGAUAAAAAGGUUAAGAUAUUUGUAAGAGACUCUGAGGAGCAUUGUUUUAUUUUUAUUUGUUACUGUAGCAGGCAGUGCAAUAUUAAAUAUUUUUGUAAUUUAUGACUUGGAAUGAGAACUUAGACAUGGCCAGAUAGGAAGCCCUGGAAGAUAAAAGAAAAUGGUUGACUAUAAAUGAAUGUAUUCUAUUAUGCAGUGUUGAAUUAGGGUUCCUAUGUCAGCCACCAUCCAUCUAUAUGUAACAUGACGAGAUUUCAUAGGUUAUUUGUAAAAUAACCUCUAAUGAAAAUAAUCUAGUUGCAAAUGACUGACUUCAUAGUCCUCUCCAAAUGUGGAUGUCUUUUCCUGAAAAGUUUAGUCCUAUUAGGCUAGGUUCGGACUGAGGAAUUUAUGAGCAUAAUUCCGCUUAGAAAUUCCUGUGCAGCAGAGUCCCAUAGCUGUCAAUGGAAUUCCGCUGCACAUUGCACACUCCAGAAUUUUAACUUAUUCACACAUCAUACAUUUGAAUAAAUCUAAUCUAUUUGACUCUGUAUAGAUGUGUACCCCCAGCAUUCAUGCAAUAACAAUUCAGGCACAAAUACAUUAUCCUAACUGCACAUGCAGUGCAACCUAUCCAGCAUAAUCUACAGGUACAAUAAAUUAUGUGACACAAAUAGGUAAAUCUCCUCUAAAACCACAACCAUGUGUAAAGGUUUGAAGAAAGGGGGAUUCAGGGAUGAAGCAGUUAGUACUGGAAUCACUCACUGAACAUGUUAAAGGGGUACUCCGCUGGAAAACAUUUUAUUUUUUUUAAACAAUUGGUGCCAGAAAGUUAAACAGAUUUGUAAAUUACUUCUAUAAAAAAAUCUUAAUCCUUCUAGUACUUGUAAGCUUCUUUAUGCUCCAGAGGAGUUUUUUUUUAUUUUUUUAUUUCCUUUCGGUCUGACCACAUUGCUCUCUGCUGACACCUCUGUCCAUUUUAGGAACUGUCUAGAGUAGGAGAAAAUCCCUAUAGCAAACCUCUCCUGUUCUGGACAGUUCCUGAGACAGACAGAGGUGUCAGCAGAGAGCACUGUGGUCAGACAGAAAGGAAAUAAAAAAUAAAAAAAAAGAAAUUCCUCUGGAGCAUACAGAAGCCUAUAAGUACUAGAAGGAUUAAGAUUUUUUAAUAGAAGUCAAAUCUGUUUAACUUUCUGUCAUCAGUUGAUUUAAAAAGAAAUAUGUUUUCCAUAUGUUUUAAUAUUUAAUUUUAUUCAUGUUUAAAUGUGUUCUAUAUUUAAGUUGAAUAUGAGGAAAUCUCGCAAACAUAUGUAUUUAUUGCUAAGGCUUACUUAAUUUAUGUCUGAUGCUCCGGAUGUUUGGUAGUGUAUGUUUGUAUUUAUUAAUUUGCUUCCUUUGUAAUUGAUGUGUUCUUUUUGUAAUGUGCACUGAUUUUUUUUGUGUUCAAUUGCAUCAAUGAGCAGCACUGUAAAUUAUAUCUUUUGUAAGAAGCGAUGUAUGCAAUUUUUAUUUGGAGUAGUUUAUAUAUUGUGUCUUCAUAAACUAAUAUUUCUUACAUUCAGAUCAACAAAUUGUGUUUGUGCUGUAAAUUUGGUGGAUGUUAGGAAAUAAAAUUGAUUAUAAAACGCCAACUUAAUCUGGAUUUGUCUGUGCUCUAGUAAAAAGUUAUAUCAUGUGAUUUAUUAUGCAUUUUUGUUUAGUUCACAGUAAAACAAAAAUAAAC
Molecule: messenger RNA, 8708 nt
Organism: Hyla sarda
Lineage: Eukaryota; Metazoa; Chordata; Amphibia; Anura; Hylidae
Gene: ST18
Product: ST18 C2H2C-type zinc finger transcription factor
Exons: 22
Coding region: 500-3559 (1019 amino acids)
Biological process (GO): regulation of transcription by RNA polymerase II
Cellular component (GO): nucleus
Molecular function (GO): DNA-binding transcription factor activity, RNA polymerase II-specific; zinc ion binding; RNA polymerase II cis-regulatory region sequence-specific DNA binding
Source: RefSeq, a predicted model, not a curated record